Messenger RNA from Leptidea sinapis, 5000 nucleotides. RefSeq lists its product as uncharacterized. The record is from RefSeq and is a predicted model, not a curated record. The transcript has 4 exons. Lineage: Eukaryota; Metazoa; Arthropoda; Insecta; Lepidoptera; Pieridae. The coding region runs from base 160 to 1092 and encodes 310 amino acids.
CUGUGACUCUGGCUUUGUUUACGUCUUGAGAAGUUGCUUGUUGAAAUUUUGAACUAAAUUAUUAAUUUAUUACUAUGCAUAAUUUACUUAACUAUUUUAGUAACAAAAACCUGAUGCGUUGCUAAAAAUAGACUAUGUUGUUUACUAAAUAUUGCAAAUAUGCCAUACUACUGCACAGUGCCCCGAUGUACCUCAAUGGCCGGAAAAGCUAAAAAUGUAUCGUUUCACCAAUUUCCUAGAGACGAAGAACUAGCUCAGCUUUGGAAUGAAGUGUUGAAGCGUGGAAAACCUUAUACAAAGUAUUCAAAAGUUUGUAGUUUGCAUUUCAAGCCUGAUGAUUAUACAGUUACGAGCGCUCAAAAGAACAGAGGACAAUGGCGUACACUUCGCAAGGAUGCUGUACCAUCCCAGAACCUUCCGGAUUCUCCUGCACCUGUUUGGUCUGGGAGCUCUGAAUCAUCCUCGCCAUCACUGAAUAUUGACGCAAGAAUGCACCAACAAAUGGCACAGGCUAUCUAUGUGCAGACUAUCCAGGCUAUGCAGGCUGCUGGCAUUGCAGAUGUCACUCUCAAUGGAUUGAUUCAUAAUGACCAGCCAUCCCCAAGCAAUUACAGUAAUCAUGACACUGAUAGUGAAGAGUCAAACGAAAACACACCUAAGAUCAUCAGUGAAAGAAGAAAUGCAAAUGUAACAUAUAAAUGUGAUGAAUGCUCAAAGUGUUUCAAGGAUCCUGACGUUUUUUUAAUACACCAAAGAGUACAUAAUUCUAAAACUAUUGAGGAGAAAAAUGUCGAAAUGCGCCGUGCUAAUCCAAUGCUUUUAAAUCUCCUAAACAACGACAUAGCGGUGAGUAAUAAAAAUGUUGUCAGCAUAGAAAAUCAAAUAAUGUCCGCGUUGACAGCAAACAUGGAGAAUUAUCUGCGCAAUUUGACAACAAUUAUGACGCAAAGCAGCCCUGAGUUCAAACAAAAUCAAGAUGGCGGAUUUGUAGAAAAUGAAACCGUAGAUGAUACAGAUGCGGAAAUAGACAAUAUGGACGCAUCCGCUGCUAUAGAGAAUGUAAGUAAAGUAAGCUCAAAAAAUUUACUGUGAUAAUAAUUAUCUACAUUAGCAUAACGAUAUUAUACUUUUAACUGGCUUUAUCAUUAUUUUUCAUGUCAUUUUUGACUAAGAUUGUUCAAAGUAUAAGAAAAAGGGGUUUGUUCCUUUCAAGCUCAAAAUAUCUGUAAUGAAAACAUCAUUAAUUUUGGCUAUGGGCACCUGAGUCAGCCAAAAUUAAUUGGUUUUUUGAAUUUUUUAUUAUGUUCUCUUUUGUAUUCGUUUUACAAGGUUCCUUAAAUUAUGGUUCGAUAAAUAUAGGUGUGUUAAGCAAUUGAAAGAAGAAACAAAAUUGCUUGUAUUAUCAUGUGUAUUAAAAGUAGUCCGAGAAAAAUACUAUACAGUAACGGACAAACAAAUAGUUAAUCAUAAUAUAAAGGUUCCAUUUGUUAAAAAACGUGACAAGAUGUGAUAACUUUUGACAUCACUUUUUAUUCACAAUUUCUCAAAUAGUAUUGUUGAUUUUUUAUUCAACAUGCAAUGAUAGCCCACCUGUAGAAAUUUAAGGUUAAGUAAGUAUGGUACACAGCACGGUGUUGAGCGGUGUCAUCGAAAGCGCAACAGUAAAACAAUGGAUAUUAGAGCGGAAAACGUAAGGGGUGUGAUGAAUUGACUUGUCCAAUCAUCAGGUUUAUUAUACAGUAAUAGAAGAGUACUUCAAAACUUCAAACUAGAGCGCCCGAAUGGACGCACGCACACAUACACAAGAUUUACACGGCCGCUAAACAAUCUUGGGAAGACUAAUCUUUUGAGUGCCACACCGUACGGCGCGGCCGAGAUUUAAAUUAACUACGCCGCGUCGUCAAUCUUUUUGUGUGUACAAACUAGCGCUCCGCCCAGACAUAGGUAUAAAGGAUGAUGGCGAGACUUCAUGUAUUCUAGGACCCACUGUCAAGUGACGUACAUCAUGGAAUCUUAUUAAUAAUUGUAGAAACUAACAAAACAAAUCGUAAGUAAGUCUAAAAAAGUGGGAGAAAAAAGAUAUACCUACAAGUAAAAUAUAACCUUAAAUUAUUAAUCAAUAUCUAUUGUUAGAUCAAUAAUUUGUAUCUUAUGGCUAUGCCUAAUUACUGUCUGCUAAAAGAUAAUAUGAUUUAAAUGUGGAAGGUUGGCCAGCAUCUAAUAAUUGAGGAUUCCCAAUUAAUCAAAAAACGAUAAUAAUCUUAUUGAAUCUUAUUGUGUAUUAGUAAUGAAUUAAUGAUUUGAGUAAGUAUACAUAGUUUGAUGGUGUCGGAACAUCCAUAUAAAAAAUGACUGUCAUGUCAAAAAAAUUGAAGAUGUCAAUUGCGUAAAACGUUCCGAUAGUGCAAGAUGGUCUAAUUUAAAAAAAAAAAUCUAAUAAUUUAUUUCUUUUGACUCCCAUAACUUAUCGCCUCAAUAUUUUUUGUAUAAACAUCGUAUAAACUGAUGUUUAUAAUUAAUAUAAACUUCUACUUGUACGACGCUUCCUUAUUUUUUUAAUUAUGUGGGUCCAUUCUCGCCAGCCUCCUUUCAAAGUGACGCUACUAUUCUAUUACUUGUAUUGUGGCAUAACUCUGCGCAUUAGUUUCGCUAACCGCUCAAGAUCUGUGCUGGAACCAAUAGUUUGUUAAAUAAAAUGAAAGAUCUGAGUUGAAUUACUGCCACAAACUGCCAUUUUGGUAGUGUUAGACUGAUUUUUGUAUAGUUAGUUAUGUGUUUAGGCUAUUUUUAUGUGUAUAAUAUUAAGGUGAUAUUAUGUAAUUUUUUUCAUUAUGUAUUUGUCACAAAAACAAUUAUUAAUCAUGUGUUUAACGUAUACAGUGACAAUUGUGUUUAAAAAAUGAUUAUUACGACUAUUAAAUACAUUGUAGUCGCAGGUUGGGAAGAAUUUCGUUCAAUGACCCCAUGCUUCUUGUCUCUGCCACUUGCGUUAUAGUUAUAUUUUUUACUUCUUUUAUAUAUGCGGCAAUAAACGACUGACGAGGUGUGACUUUGACAAAGUGAUAAAGUACCUUUUAAAAAAGAUUAAAACUUGUAAUUAUCGUCGAAUUGUAAUAUUAACAGGAUCUGUUGAUUUUCCAAAAUUAUAAAGGUUUAAUUCUAAGAUUUUAAAUACGUUUUAAUCUUCUUUUAAAGUGUGUAUUUUUUAAGAGUGUUGAAACUCACGUUGCUCAAAGAAAUAAAUAAGGUCUGAGCGGUAAAGCAUCACAUAUCGACUUAAGGCGUAGAACUACGAAACAACACCGUUUAUAUAGCAGUGUUAUAUGUGUACUAAAUACUAAUCGGCGUCUAGUUGCUAGUUAUAUAUGUUAGGGUUGAUACAAAAACUUUAAAAUUUUACUAUCUAAAAAUAACACGAUAUUGCUAAUUAAACAAUAUCGUGACGUGGCGACCGUACAAUACCGAUACGCAAUCGAGCGAACCGGUAAAACUCCGUAAGUCGCGAGGAACGCCGCUCCCCUUAUUUGAUACCCCAUCGUUGUUCGGCCUGGUUGAUACACUACUAUAUUUACAUGACAUAUGGCACCCCACCAGUCACCAUUUGAUUUGUGAUAACACCGGGAUACAGAAAUACAUGUGCACUGCUAUUUCGCGGCAGAAUUAGAAGCACACUGCAAAUACAUACCUACAGUUAAUUCUACUGCUAGUAAAAUUCAGUGUGUUAUUAUUCAAGAAGAAAACUUAAAAAAGUAAGUGGCUGGUCGUCUGGUUUCUGUCAUUACUUCCUGACACUACAACAUACAUGAUUGACAAGUCAUUGUCAGCAAUUAAUGUAAACUCUCCAUUCUGCAUACAGCAAUUAAAUUUUAAACGACUGAUUAUUUUAUUUAUUGAUUUUCGACAUCCAUAAUAUUAUUUGCUUAUGUAGGUAAUGGUAGUAGGAGAAUUUUCUUAAUCUUAAAUGGUGGAUUAAUUGGCAAAACCAUUCCCGCUUUUGCCAAAAAAAAAAAAACUCGCGGGUAGUAUGAGUAACGAACCGAAUCAAAGAGAAGGGAGAUCGUUUUCUCGCUAUAUGUGGACAUAGACUAAGAGCACAGUACCCCAAGAGAAGUUAAAGAAAUAUAUUUUUUUAAUAUUUAAACAUUAGGUGUGCUUUAAAUUUAUAGGUUUAUUUUAAUGGGUCCGGCUGUUUGCGGUUGGAGCGAUUUUGUCAAGCCGUUCACUCGCACAGACACAAUAGAAAAUAUCUAAGCAUUGGCCUUUAAGUACGUGCGUUUGUCAUAUUAUUAUACUAGGGAAGCCGAAAUAUGUUUUACACGAAUGUUUACUUGCAUAAAUAAUUACUUAGGGAUUAUAUUUUGUGGUAAUCAUAAUUAUAUAAUGUUGUCGUAUGCGUAAAAAAUAGUAAAAAAUCUUUGGUAGAAAAUAAUAAGAAAAUGUAAUAGAAUCGAAUGUAAAUCUAAAUAUUUUACUUUAACACUAACAUUAAAUUGUAUUGGCGAGCUGCCAACGGACGUUGAUUGAUCGAUGUAUCUGAAAAACAAUUUUUGUUUACAUAUAUAUAUAUUUUUUAAACAGAAUAGCUUAAGUAAAAUCUUAUUUAUUUAAAAGACCAAUACAUAAUAUAUAUAUUUAUCUAGAUUUUGCAUAUCGACUCAUAAUCUGCUUCAACGAUUUAAAUAAAAUUUACUAAAUGGGUCUUUUGGGGGCGAAAUACAGACCAUGCUAGGAGUUACUCUGGGAAAACGCGUAUUCACACCGCGCAGACUUUGAUGAGUUGGACCUUAAAAUACCGCAAAUUGAAAUGCGUCCAACCUGUCAGGAAGUUUCUUAAGAACCGCACUGUCUAAACGCACCAUUAGUUUAAAAUUGUUAUGCGGCAUUUUGGAUUUAAUUGAUGUCCCAGUAUGUUAAGUUAUUAUCUAUAUAAUAAAAGUGCCUUAAGUAGAUUAAAAAAUUCUUGUAUGUUUUUGAUACAAUAAAUGAUAUUUCAAUGUGAA